CCUCCUCCUGCUCCUGCUCCCGCUCCCACUCCUAUUCCCACUCCCCAACAUUCAUUCACAUUUAGUCCCAACGCGCACCCCGACAUCAGUAUCUUUUUUGUUCUUCUCUUCUCUUCUCUUGCUCUUUUUAUACCUUUAUACAUUCCUAAAGAACAGCGCAAACCUCAUUUAUCUAACCAUGUCUCAGGAUCUGAACGGCGCUCUUGUUGGUUUCUGCAACCCUCUCCUUGAUAUCUCAGCUGUUCAAUACAAUCUCAAGGCCAACGAUGCCAUUCUUGCGUCCGCCGAGCACGUCCCUCUGUUCCAGACUCUGAUUGACUCAUACGAUGCAAAGUUCCUCCCGGGUGGUGCUGGGCAGAACACUCUGCGCGGCCGGCUGCAGGGCGCAGCCAGCAAGGCCGGUCUGCGCACCAACUACAUGGUUAACUCGGAGAAGCCCACGGGAACCUGCGCGCUUUUGAUCACCGGCGCCAACCGCUCAAUGGUUGCCAAUUUGUCGGCGGCCGAGACGUUCCAGUUUGCGCACACGCAGAGCCUGAGAACUGGGCGAUCAUUGAGAAGGCCGGCCGUGGCUAAGCAUGCGCUGGAGAACAACAAGACCUUUACGAUGAAUAUUUCGGCACCCUUCGUGCCUACUUUCUACAAGGGACUUGUGGAGAAGACCCUGCCCUAUAUUGAUAUUCUGUUUGGAAACGAAACCGAGGCUGCUUCUCUCUCGGAGGCCUUUGGCCUGGGAACCACGGAUAUCAAGGCUAUUGCUAAGAAGAUCGCCGAUCAGCCCAAGGAGGGCAGCAAGCCCCGGUUGGUUGUGUUCACUCAGGGCAGCGAGCACACCAUCGUUGCUUCAAGCGACUCUGACGAGGUCCGUGUCUACGAUGUUACGCCGGUGGCUAAGGAGGAGAUCGGCGACUCGAACGGGACAGCUCUGGACGCGUGUGUUGAGGCUGGUCACUGGCUGGGCGGCGAGGUCGUGCGCCAGAUCGGCCCGAACUACCCCACGGGCGAGCUCAAGUUUGUUGCUUCGGGUGACUUUACUGCGGCCAUUGAGAAGAUCUAGAUCUAGACUGAUGAUUUGUUAAUUAAAUGGAUACAUUGCCAAGGAUUUAUUGCGUUGUGUGACGUCAAACACAUUUAUGAGAUAUUAGGGACAUUCAUGCGAGCAUGAAGGUGGCUCAGGUAGCCAAGAAAAAGGAAGGCGAAGGCCUGCAAUAUAUGCAUUGGAUAUUGUGAACUGCAACAACGUGGAGGUUUUCACUGGCCAUGAAGCCAUUUUUAAAUAAAAAAUGGGAGGGGGAAAAGGACAUCUCAAUCUUGGCAGACCAGUGGAAAAAAUGGAGGAGUGGCUCGUGGCCA
Kickxella alabastrina is the source of this 1353-nucleotide messenger RNA. RefSeq names its product Ribokinase-like protein. NCBI's taxonomy places the organism in Eukaryota, Fungi, Kickxellomycota, Kickxellomycetes, Kickxellales, Kickxellaceae. Gene Ontology annotation, cellular component: nucleus; cytosol. The transcript has 6 exons. The record is from RefSeq and is a predicted model, not a curated record. The coding region runs from base 179 to 1057 and encodes 292 amino acids. Gene Ontology annotation, biological process: purine ribonucleoside salvage. Gene Ontology annotation, molecular function: adenosine kinase activity.